AAAUGAUUCCGUCCAAAAACAAAGCAAGGCGUCAAAUAUACACCAGUAAAGACAAUGCCGAAAACGCAUUAGAAGAGCGUAAAGACGAAUCUUUACUGAAUUUGGCUAUGGGUGUUCAAAGUUAUCUAAGUGAACGUGCCCAUGCUGACUCUCCACUUCACAGUCUAGAAUGUAAACUGUAUGCCUACACAAGACAGGCAAUGAAAUAAUAAAAUUCAUUCCCUUUCUACUGGGAAAAUUUUCUCUUUAGAAUUACCCUUGAAACCAAUCAAAGCUUAUUUGUAUCACCUGAAAAUACACAACAAGUCUUGUGUGACGAUUUCUAUCUCCAUUUUAUAUUGUAUUUAGCCUCUUUUUUCCCGUC
Molecule: messenger RNA, 364 nt
Organism: Rhizopus microsporus ATCC 52813
Lineage: Eukaryota; Fungi; Mucoromycota; Mucoromycetes; Mucorales; Rhizopodaceae
Exons: 1
Source: RefSeq, a predicted model, not a curated record